Messenger RNA from Rhopalosiphum padi (bird cherry-oat aphid), 3949 nucleotides. RefSeq names its product UDP-N-acetylglucosamine--peptide N-acetylglucosaminyltransferase 110 kDa subunit-like. The record is from RefSeq and is a predicted model, not a curated record. Lineage: Eukaryota; Metazoa; Arthropoda; Insecta; Hemiptera; Aphididae. The transcript has 8 exons. Gene Ontology annotation, biological process: protein O-linked glycosylation. Bases 593 to 3949 code for a protein of 1118 amino acids. Gene Ontology annotation, molecular function: protein binding; protein N-acetylglucosaminyltransferase activity.
AACCAGUCAACAGGUUAGUAUGCACUAACCACGCUUGUUUGUCCGCGCACGCGUAGACCGGCGACCUAAGCUUCAUAACGUGAUCAUUCCACGCAUCCUAACCCAUCAUAUCGUUUCUAAUGUAUUUUUCAAAUGUGAUUUAGUUCAAGAAUUUUGUUUAUUUCAACUUCACUAUAAGACUAAGUGUGUUUGCUAGUUCAUUUCACUGAAUUUGAAUACUUUUUAGUAGACUGAAGUCUGGAAUCACAGUUCGUUUUACAUUUUUGGAAGUAGGAAGAUCUUUUAUACAUUCUGUACUGUUUUAUACGUUCUGUUUACAAUGUUAACACCGUCUACGGUUCUAUUAUAUCGUGAGUAUAAGUAGUAAGUGCUGAAGAGUCUCUUGUAUAGAAUUUCAAAUAGUCUACUGUGUGGUGUGUUGCUGUGUUUUAUAAUAUUAUUGUGUUGUUGUCACAAUUGAAGACUAUUAUUAUUAAACAUACGAAAAUUGGGAUAAAUAUAUUUUUUUUUAUCGUCAAAAGUCUGGUAAUAAGUUUAUGAGGGUCAUUAUAAGUUGUCUUUGAAAAAUCACACAUGUCUAAUAUUUUAAACUAUGAAUCCAUUAACACCGACCACUAAUAUGUUUUGUCCAGAACUUUCAAACUGUGAAGCACCAAUAUCUGUUAUUACAAAUCUCUUGUCAGGAAAUGACCCUAUGAGAUUUGAAGAAAUCUCCAAUCAAUUUAAAUUAUUAGGAUUUACACAAGUAAAGGAUUUGGCACAAACAAACUUCAGCACAGCCAGUUCAGUCAAUUUGCGUGGAGAUCCUUUAGGAUUGCUUUAUAAAGCUUUUGAGGUUUAUAAUAAACACCUAAAUGAUCUUCUAAAAUCUGCAAAAUUAGAAAAUCAAAAUGGAAAUUUCACCAAAACUCAGGAAAUAUGUGAAGAAUUACUUAAGCAAAAACCUAAUGAUUUAAAUGUAAUUUUGCUGAUGGCUGGAUCAUUUUUUAAAUGUGGAAACUAUAAAAAAUCUAAUAGUUUCUUGGAAUCAGUAAGAACUUUAAAUCCAAAUUCGUUUGAAGUGUUGAGUAACAUUGGAUGUAACUAUUGGAAACAAUCUCAGUAUGAUUUAGCAAAAAAAUACUUUAUUGAAACUAUUGACAAGAAACCUGAAUAUUAUAAUGGUUGGAUUAAUCUUGCUGAAUCAUUAAUUAAAACAAAUGAUAUAGAAUUUGCUGAAUAUUUUUAUAUUCAAAUUGUAAAUACAAUACCGAAUUCAUAUAUUGUACGAAACAUGUAUGGAAAAUUGCUUCUAUCCUUAAAUAAAAUAGAAAAUGCUAGAGAGCAAUUUAUGAUUGCUCAGAAAAUUGCGCCAGAAUCUCAAGAAACAUACAGUAAUUUAGGAGACAUUUAUUUGAUGACUGAUCAAUUUGACAAUGCUAUUUUAAAUUAUCAUAAAGCUUUAAAAAUAAAUCCUAAUCUGAUAACGACUUUGCUUAAUUUAGGAAUGGCUUAUCUCAAACUUACAAACUACCAAAAAGCAGCGCAUGCAUUUGAAAAAACUAUUGAAUUGGAUGCAAAAAAUGUCUCUGCUUUAAAUUAUUUAAGAGUUUUAUAUUGUUAUCAAGGAAAUAUAUUAUCGUCUGUAGAAACCUUCAAAAAAAUGUUGAAAGUUCAACCUGAUAAUUUAGAUAUUAAUUUAGAAUUGGCUUUGAUCUACAUAAAUAUCCUCAAUGAUUAUGAAGAAGCUGAAAAUUAUUUAAAAAAAUGUAUCGAAUUGAAUUCACAAAGAGAAGAUCUAUAUAAGCUUCUUUUUACAGUUUACAAAAAGUCAAAUAAACCUAUAAAUGCAUCAGAUAUUUGCAUUUCUUUGGGCGACUUAUAUUUGGAUCGUUUAGAUCUAGAAAAUGCAAUAGAUGCAUUUAAUACUGCAGUGGAUUGGAAUCCUGAGAAUGCACUUGGUUAUUGGAAAUUUGGACUCAUUAUGCAUAAACUGGGUCAUUUUGAUUAUGCUUUAUCUAGGUAUAAAACAGCUAUUGAAUUGAAACCAACCCUUAUUCAUGCAUAUUAUGAUAUUGGAGUAGCUUAUCAAAGAUUAAAUGAAUAUGAAAGGGCUCUACAAUAUUACAAAAUUACUCUUAUUUUUCAACCAGACCAUUUAAAUGCUUUACUUAAUUUUUUAUAUUUAAAAAUUAAGUUGGGCCAAUAUGAUGAUAUUGAAAGCUUUAAUAGGAUUCUUCAAAUUGAUCAUGAAGAUGCAUUAAAUUUGCAUUUAAAUUUUGCAAAUUUUUUACAGAAGGAGUCUAUAAAUCUUAAUGAUGCUCUUCUUCAUUAUGAAAAAGCCUUAGCAUAUAACAAUACAUUAGUUGAAAUUUAUAUAGGUAUGGCAAACGUAUAUACCAAGUUAAACAAUAAUAAAGAGGUGAUUCAUGCUUAUGAAGUUGUAUUACAAAUAAGUCCAGAUUUUCCAGGAUUAUAUUUUAAUUUAGUACUAUAUUUACUAAAAGUCUGUGACUGGUCAAAAUACGAUUCUUACAUGAUAAAAUUAAAAGAAAUAAUUAAUAAACAUCUCGAGGAUGAUCAAGUCUUGUCCUUAUUACCUCAUGAUUCAUUAUUAUUUCCAUUAUCGCCUGAAGUACAAAAAAAAAUUGCUACUAAGUAUGUACAACAAUGUGUUGAGGAAUUAGAAAAAUCAAUUGAAGAACCACAACAAUUUCUUCACCCAUCAUCUUUAAACGGAAAACUAAGGAUUGGUUUUAUAUCAACCAAGUUCGGUAAACAGCCAAUAACAGAUAUCAUGGAAUACACAUUCAAAAUGUACUCAGCCAGAGUACAAUUUUUUUUUUAUUCAUUAUCUUCAAGUGAUGAUAAUAAGCCAGCCUGUUUCAGGAUGAAUAAUACCUCAGAAAACUUAAACUUUAAAGAUUUGUCACAACAUAGAGUAAAUGAUGCUGCAAAAGUUAUAAAUAGUGAUGAAAUCCACAUAUUAGUUGACAUGUAUGGUUAUAGUGGUUAUAUUAAGAAUUCCGUAAUUAAAAUAUUUGCUUUGAGACCAGCUCCAAUUCAAGUUUCGUGGCUUAAUAAUCCUUGUACCAGUAAUGCGACUUUUAUAGAUUAUUUUUUUAGAUUUGAUUCAUAUUCUUCUAUUAAUCCCCCAAAUGAAUAUAAUGGAAAAGUGUUUAGCUUACGUUCAACUAUUUUUCCUGGUAAUCACAUGCUGAGAUAUACACAUUUAAUUAAACGUAAAGUUAAAGAAAAUACAUUUAAUAUGUUAGAUAAAAAAAAUUUAUGUUUGACUUCUAUAUCUGAUUUUGAUAAUCAAGUUAAUAUGAAUUUUAAUAAUAUGUAUUGUCAAGAAGAUCCCUUAAAAGAAUAUAUGAGAGCGUUUUACAACUUACCAGAAAAUGCUAUUGUUUUUUGUAAUUUCAGUAAACUCUAUAAAAUAGACCCAUUUACUUUCCGUAUGUGGCUAACUAUUUUAGAUAAAGUUCCUUCCUCUGUAUUAUGGCUUUUAUAUUUGAAUGGUGCUGCUGAAGAAAACUUAAAAAAAUUUGCUAAUGAUUUAAAGAUUGAUUCAUCACGUAUUAUUUUUUCUGAAUGUAUUGACAAACAUAAACACUUGAAUCGAAUCCAGUUAGCUGAUGUAUAUUUGGAUUCAUGUUUAUACAAUGGGCAUAUGGCUUGUUUGGAUGCAUUAUGGGCAGGAGUUCCAGUAGUAACAUUACGGGGAAAAACAUUUUUAUCUUGUGUAACGGCUUCACAAUUAUCUGCUUUAGGAUUUGUUGAUACUAUAGCUAAAAAUGAAGAAAACUAUAUUAAAAUUGCAAUACAAUUAGGGAUGAACAAACAAUUAUUGAAAGACACAAAAAACCGAAUUUGGGGUUCAAAAGAAUAUUGUAAAUUGUUUGAUGUAAAUUCGUAUACAAAAGAAUUUAUGGACUACCUAAUAAAUGCACGAAAAAUUAAAUAA